AAUUGCCGUAUUUGCCCCGUUUUUGUCUCAGAAUGUCGCUAAGGGAUCCGGAGAGAUAUGAAGAAGAUGAGUGUCCUAGCCAAGCCGGCUCUUUGGGAAGUCUGUACGCAGACCAUGAAAUAGACGAGGAUCAUCCUAGCGAAGCCGGCUCUUUGGGAAGUCUGUACGCAGACCAUGAAAUAGACGAGGAUCUGGUGAUUGGCCCCGUGGAAAUAUGGAAGCCGAAAGUAAUGUUAAAAUUUAUUGGUACUAAAACUAAACCCGAGGAACCUGUAAAAACAGUUGAAAAGGUAACCAAAUCACCAUAUACAUGUGAAAUGUGUAAAAUUGGAAACAUCAAGCAUUAUAGCUGCGCUCUGUGUGAAAAACUAAUUUUCGCCAGAGUUGGUAUGAUUGGACACUUGCGAAAACACAGUGGACCAAAAAACAUAUGCAAAUUAUGCGAUAAAGAGUUCAAAUUUGCAUCUGGCUUAAAACAACACAUGAUAGCACAUUCUAACGAUCUACGAAAACCUAAAAGACCAAAUCACUUAUCCAAAUUAUCCAAUAAAGAGUUCAAAUAUGCACCUGGCUUAGAACAACACAUGAUAGCACAUUCUAACGAUCUACGAAAACCUAAAAGACCAAAUCACUCAUGCAAAUUAUGCGAUAAAGAGUUCAAACAUGCAUUUGGUGUAGAAGAACACAUGUUAACACAUUCUAACGAUCUACCAAAACCUAAAAGACCAAAUCACUUAUGCAAAUUAUGCGAUAAAGAGUUCAAAUAUGCAUCUGGCUUAGAACAACACACGAUAACACAUUCUAACGAUCUACGAAAACCUAAACGACUAAAUCACUUAUGCAAAUUAUGCAAUAAAGGGUUUAAAUUUGCAUUGGGCUUAGAACGACACAUGAUAACACAUUCUAACGAUCGUCCUUUUUCUUGCAAAAUCUGUAAGAAAAGAUACAAAAGAGAAAGGACAUUAAUUGCACAUAAGUAUACGCAUGAGAAUAAAAAACCAUACAAGUGUGAACACUGCACAAAGAGCUUUACUUUUAAAGGCCAGUUGCAGGCACAUUCAAGAUUACACACUGGGGAAAAACCAUACAAGUGCGAGCUAUGUUCUAAAGAGUUUACACAGCAGACAUCUUUGAAUAAUCAUGUUCUGAAACACAAAGGCAUUAAACCUUACUGUUGUGAGUUCUGUCAGGAGCAGUUCAGACAGGUUAGCAAUUUGAAUAAGCAUCUAGAAACUAAACAUUCAGAUGAAAAGACGGAUAUUCAUGUUCCAAAAGAAAAGGAGAUGAAACAUGGAAAUACGAAAGUUCAGGAAAAGAAAGAGAAGGAAAACAUUGUUUUAAGUAUUUUUUUCUAAAUACACUUUGUUAUAUAGAGUUUUAUAACAUCCAAACAAUCUCACGUAUAUUGUUUAAUAUUUAGGUUUAUUUUAGGUACUUAGUCGGUUAAAAUUCGUAAACU
Molecule: messenger RNA, 1459 nt
Organism: Cydia splendana
Lineage: Eukaryota; Metazoa; Arthropoda; Insecta; Lepidoptera; Tortricidae
Product: zinc finger protein 99-like
Exons: 2
Coding region: 33-1355 (440 amino acids)
Biological process (GO): regulation of transcription by RNA polymerase II
Cellular component (GO): nucleus; chromosome
Molecular function (GO): chromatin insulator sequence binding
Source: RefSeq, a predicted model, not a curated record